AUGAAUGAGAAACAGCUAACAAAAGAGGAAAUGAUUGCGAAAAAACAAAAGCAAGGUCUCGCUAAAAAGAGAUCAUUCCUUGUUCGCAUGGUGUCGGAUCCAAAGUGCUAUAAUCCAAAAAUAGUUCGUCAUCUCAAUAUGGCGAAUCAUCGAAAGAUGAGUCAAGACCUAUAUCGAGAUAGAACCCUAAUGCAAGUGCUAUUAAACUCGCUCAGAAAGAUUGCUCAGUUGUUCUAUGCAAGUUCAGGCAAACAAUCUCGCUUAGCCAACGACCGUGUCGGUUGUCACAAUCCCCAGGAUCCGGCAGUUCGUGUGAGUUUCAUUCUGAAUUGA
Messenger RNA from Strongylus vulgaris, 333 nucleotides. NCBI's taxonomy places the organism in Eukaryota, Metazoa, Nematoda, Chromadorea, Rhabditida, Strongylidae. The record is from the annotation of a GenBank genome assembly.